Messenger RNA from Pseudozyma flocculosa PF-1, 618 nucleotides. RefSeq lists its product as uncharacterized. Lineage: Eukaryota; Fungi; Basidiomycota; Ustilaginomycetes; Ustilaginales; Ustilaginaceae. The coding region runs from base 1 to 618 and encodes 205 amino acids. The transcript has 2 exons. Gene Ontology annotation, cellular component: mitochondrion. The record is from RefSeq and is a predicted model, not a curated record. Gene Ontology annotation, biological process: mitochondrial respirasome assembly.
AUGGCAUCCUCACCCUCUUCCGACCUGGCAUACGAGCAGCAGCCGGCGGGCGCAUGGCAGGAUGGCAACAUCGUCCCCGCAGAGCGCCUCGAGUCGACCCGCGACAAGUUCUUUCGCAAGAUGAAGGAGCAGCCCCUUGUCCCCAUCGGCUCGUUGCUCACGUGCGGAGCUCUGAUCGCCGCAUCCAACCACCUGCGAAAGGGCAACCGCAACGAGUUUCAAAAGGCGCUGCGAUGGCGAGUCGGCUUCCAGGGUCUCACCAUCCUCGGCGCAGUGGCCGGCAGCCUGUACUACAACCAGAAAGUCUCGACGCCCGCACCUCCUCCCGUCCCCUCGUCGUCCCCCGGGUCCGUCGCACCGGGCGUCGAGGACGCGGCAGGCGGCGCGGCGGCGCGGCAGACGAACCUGUGGCAGCAGAUGCGCGCCGACGAGCGCGCCGCCAAGCAAAAGGCCGGGUUUAACGAGCGCCUCGACAAGGCAAAGGCGCGCGCCGAUAGGGACGAGGAAAAGGAGCUCGAAGAGGCGCUCCUAGGCAAGGAGGAGGACGUCGUCGUGCCACCACCAACAAAAGAGAGGAGCCGGCCCGUCAUUGGCAUGGACGCGCGGAGGCAGGUUUGA